UUACUUUAAACCCUACAAACAACUCGAGACACCUUAUUUAAAUACAUAAUAUAUUUCGUUAAAUUAUUUAAGUCAAACUUGUGACAACUAUUAUCAAUUUUAUUUUAUUUAACUAUAAAUUAAUAUGGAUUUUAUCAAUUCGAUUUAUGGAAAGGUGAUUUUAUAUUUCAAGCUGAUUAAUUUAUUUCUUAAAAUGCUUUCUAUAACAAAUAUUAUAACAAUAAUAAAUCAUAAAUUGUUAUAUUAUUGUUGCAGGCUGUUUCGGAGAAUGAGAGAAGUUUAUAUUUCUGGGAAGAAUAUCUAAAAAACCUACAGACUCUUGACUUCUCACUAUUUUCGGAACAGUUAACUGUUCCCGUUAUGGUACCUGUUGGAAGCAAAAUAUUGUUUCGUGGUCACUUGAAACAUACCAAUGAAGUAACUGUAGCUAUGGGAGCAGGUUAUUUUGUGAAAUGUUCAAUAAAGCAAGCAGAAAUUCUUAGGCAUCACAGAAUCAAAGGUUUAAAUAUUUUCCAUUAUAGUAACAUUUCAUAGUUUGUUAAAAGUAUCUAAAUGAUAAGAAACUGCUAAACAUGUAAACUACAUGCUGAUUUUAUUCUACCUUCUCUGUUUUUUAUGGCAUAUUUGUUUGCUUAAUUUAUUCAGUUUUUCUUUACUAGCCGCUUUUCUUUAUCUUAUGUCACCCACUUUUGAUGUAGUUCCUGUAGGUGAAAGAAUUUUAAAAACGGUCUAGUGGCUUCGGGACUUAUUCAAUGCAAACGAACAAACAAAUUUUUCCUCUUGAUAAUAUUGGUACAGAUGUUCAGUUAGCUGAUAUGUUUUAACUACUAUGGUUUUAUUUUUUUAGAUGCACAGUCAAAACUAGAUUCAUACUAUAAAGAAAAAGAAUAUCUAGAAAGUCAAAUAUCUUUUACUAAACAAAAUAUGUAUAACUCUGUUGGUCAAGAAAUUAUUGAGGAAUAUACUGAAGAAGAAGAUAAAAUAUGGAGAGAGAAACACAGAGAAAAUAUGAAACAUUAUAAAGAGCAAUCAAAAGAUAACAAUAAAUUUCAAGACAAUAUCACAGAUGAAGAACUGUGGAACAAACUAGAGGAAUUAGAAUUAAAAGAAGAAUUAGAAGGUGAAUUAGAGAAAAAUAAUAGCACUGAUAUAAAUAUGGAUAAUAGUCCAAAGUCUGUAAUUAAUAAUAAUUUACUGCCCUAUACAUGGAAUGCAAAACAAGAAAAUAAUAACUUUGAUAAUUCAUCUGAAGACUUUAAACUAGGUGUCAAUAAUGAAUCAAGUGAUAAAAGUUUAAAUAAAGAGAUGUCUGCCACCUUGACUAAAUUAGACUUACUACAACAAGUUCUUGAAAGACAGAAUAAAUUAGGAGAAAGGUUAGAACAAAUUAAAGACAGAGAAAAAAGUAUUAAAAUAACUGAACACAACUUGAUUUCGAAACUUGAUGAAAUGGAACAAAUUGAAGAACUUGAAGAUGAAAUGGAUAGGUUAGAUGAUAUUAUUCAGAAUGAAGGUGGAGAAUAUGUUGAACAUAGUUUUGAAAAAGUGCCUGCUCAACAAAUAAAACGUAGUGUAAUUUUCGCUGAUGAAAAUGACAGUGAAACUUUAGAAAUAACAUUUAAACAUAGUGAGAUACCACCAUCUUCGGAGCCAUAUAAUCCAGAAGACGGUAUACAAAAGCCCAGUGAUGUUUAUGUUGCAUUUAAAAGUCUGCUCAGUGAAGAAAAACCCUCUAUAUUAAAAAAAAGCAAGAAAUAUCAUGAUUUAAAACAACCCAUUAUACUGGAUACACAAGAAAAAGAGAGUAAUAAUGAUGUAGAUGAUAAUGGUAAUGUAAUAGUUAUCAAAGAUGUUAUUGAGAGAGUAGACGCAAAUGUCAAAAGGGAAAGCUGUUUAGGCGCCAAACCUACAAGUUUAUUCAAGAAAAAAAGAAUGCAAAAUAAAUCUUAAGCAUAAAAUUGCAAUUUUUUUUUUCUUAUCGUUACUUAUUGUCAUUUAAACCUGGUGUUAAUGGUAUAAGGUCGAUCGAAUCAAAAUUGUAAUAAUAAAUAUUGUCAAUAAAAAUAUAGUUACUUAAUCAAGUAACAUAACAGGUAUCAACAAUAAAUUUUGAUAUAAUAGUAAAUAUCUGUAAUUAGAAAUAUUGUCAAUUUUUGCUCAAGCUGUUAUUUUCAUGUAUCACAAAUCAGUAAAGAAAAUUGUAACUUUUUUACUCAAGAACUUACUAUAAUUUUAGAAAUCCAUACGGACUGUUAUUUUAUAUUCUUUUCGUUUGUUUUUAGUUUUUUAUUUACACUAGUUAUAAAAUAAAUCACAUUAACACCCUUAGUCAGCCUUUCAUUUGCUUAAGCAUCGAACUCGUUAUACUAGGUUACAGUCGAUAUCAAUAUAUUUUUCGAUCUUAAAUUA
Messenger RNA from Diatraea saccharalis (sugarcane borer), 2409 nucleotides. NCBI's taxonomy places the organism in Eukaryota, Metazoa, Arthropoda, Insecta, Lepidoptera, Crambidae. The record is from the annotation of a GenBank genome assembly.